Molecule: messenger RNA, 591 nt
Organism: Candidula unifasciata
Lineage: Eukaryota; Metazoa; Mollusca; Gastropoda; Stylommatophora; Geomitridae
Source: the annotation of a GenBank genome assembly
AUGCCAUAUUAUUAUGACCUGAGAAUAUUCAAGUGGUUUACCGGUGGGACCAGAAGAAUCAAACUGGACCGCAUACCACAGACAAGACCAAGGUGUAGGCUGGAGUCAUUGAUGUACUUAGACAGAAGCCAUAUUCAAGAUGAGGCACUUCGCAAUGCACCAUGGUACCAGGCAACUUUAUCACGGGAAUGUGCCUUGGAAAUCCUUCAGCAAGAAGAUGUUGGAUCUUUCAUAGUACGAGACAGCUCUACACAUCCAGGCUGUUAUGCCUUGUCAGUCCGAGUUCCAAAAUAUGACAAUGCAACAGGAAUAUCUCAUUAUCUCAUACUGCGUACACAUCGAGGUGUCAAAUUAAAGGGGCUGGACAAGGAAUGGUCGACCCUGACAGCUCUAGUCACCCAUCAUACAGUCAUGAGAGAAAUGUUACCCUGCACUUUGCAUCUGCCAACAGUUCAAGGACAGGGACUGAAAACAUCAUCACAACCAAAUGGAAGCAGUACAAACAGACUCGCCAGGGAGAAAUUAGACAUGGAUGACAACUACAGUCAGCUUUCAGAUGUCAGUGGACUUAUUGGCAAAUUGAAAUUCUGA